Carassius auratus (goldfish) is the source of this 3637-nucleotide messenger RNA. Its product is annotated as SLIT and NTRK-like protein 1. The transcript has a single exon. The coding region runs from base 1099 to 3189 and encodes 696 amino acids. Gene Ontology annotation, cellular component: GABA-ergic synapse; glutamatergic synapse; postsynaptic density membrane. Gene Ontology annotation, molecular function: protein binding. Gene Ontology annotation, biological process: axonogenesis; positive regulation of synapse assembly. Lineage: Eukaryota; Metazoa; Chordata; Actinopteri; Cypriniformes; Cyprinidae. The record is from RefSeq and is a predicted model, not a curated record.
AAAAGGGAAUGCCCUGCGUUCCUGUUGAAACGCACAUAUAUUUUACAAAUCGCAUGUCUUGAGUGCUGUGACGUAGCGUAUGUGCGCAUUAGUUCCUAUAGUCUUGACGCAGUGUUUGUUGUGACAGCAAUAGAAGAAGCUCAGCACACCGGCUGCACUGUUGCAUGCACGUCGAGUAGUUAAUUAUUUUACCGCAUUCAACUGCAGUUCCCCCUCCACACACACUCACACAUAUUCACAGCUGAAAAAAAGAAACCUUCUUUCGAACAACACCUGUGCUUUGUGGAAUACUUCAUCUUUUCUUUUUUUCCCCCCAUCUGAAACAGGAAUAUCGUCUGUGAGGUCUCAGGAAAUGCCGUGGGCUUUAAAGACAUUUGAAUGGAGAAAACGGAGUGUCUCUACGAAAGCUUCCGACGUGGACAGAUAGGAGAAAACCAUCCCGGAAUGAAACCAAUCUAAACCUUUCGAAGGCGAUUUAUUUGGACAUUUCCAACACUUGCCCUGUAUGUGUGGACUGUUUUUUCAACCGUGCGUGAGAGCGAGCAAGCAAGCAUUCCCUCAUCCGAUGGAUUUUUGCCUUUGCAGCUCAGCAGAGGGUGUUAGAUCUGCCAGUGAACACCGGGCUGAAAAGUCCUGAAUCUCACAGAAUUUGUCUUUGUGAUACAAAUGCGUUGAACGAAACCGCCGAGGUCCGAGGACGGAUGCUAAAGAUGUAAAAAUUUCGGAUUAAUCUUACUGCGAUGCAUAGAGAUGUACGCGGUGUGAUUUCAGCACCACGGGAGAAAGAACAGCUCCCGCGCCGUGGAUAUGUGAGAAAUGCACAAGGUCAGUGAUUUGCGAGUCUGGAAAGCCAAAUAAUUGAGUUGAAGAUGUCAUUUUGUAAUCUUUAAGAUUGUUUUGAAAGCAUGCGAUGGGGAGGUGAUGAAAAAAAAGGCUUCAUGCUAUCGAUUUUUUUCUCAAUCUGGACAUAGCGAGCUGAGCAUGGAUAUAAUCACAGAGUGUACUCUGCUUUUUUAGACUGGAUAUACAUCUUAUUUUUCGCCCUCUUGCUGAUUGUAUUCAUGUCUUGAUGUCGGGGAUGAUUGUGUUGUAUUAAAAAUGCUGCUUUGGAUUGUGUUGCUGAAGGCGGCUCUUUGUGUAGCUAUCGGGAAUGUUACAAGGGACGUCUGUAAGGAGCAAAUCUGUUCCUGCAAUGCAAUAGAAGGCGAUUUGCACAUUGACUGUGAGAAAAGGAGCCUCACGAACCUGCACCAUUUGACAGGUCCGAGCUCCCAGUUUUACCAUCUCCUGCUUCACGGGAAUUCUUUAUCCAGACUUUUCCCCAACGAGUUUGCUAACUUUUACAAUGCUGUGAGCUUGCAUUUGGAGAACAAUGGCUUGCAUGACAUUGUGCCCGGUGCGUUCUUGGGACUGCAGCUUGUGAAACGGCUGCACAUCAACAACAACAAGAUUAGGUCUUUCAAAAAGAAUACAUUUCUUGGUUUAGAUGACCUGGAGUACCUUCAAGCUGACUUCAACCUUCUGAGGGACAUUGACCCGUCCGUGUUCAGGGACUUAAGUAAGCUUGAAGUUUUAAUCUUAAAUGACAACCUUAUUAGCGCUCUUCCCAUAAAUGUGUUUCAGAAUGUGCCCAUCACGCACCUCGAUCUGAGAGGGAACCGAAUAAAAACGUUGCCUUAUGAAGGGAUUCUAGAGCAGAUACCUGGCAUCGUGGAGGUUUUAUUGGAGGACAACCCAUGGGAUUGCAACUGCGACCUGGUUUCCCUAAAGGAAUGGCUAGAGAACAUCCCGCAGAAUGUGCUCAUUGGAAGAGUCAUUUGCGAGGCACCCACUCGGCUGCAAGGGAACGAUCUGAACGAAACGGCUGAGAUGGAGUUGUGCCCUUCAAAGAGCGGCAUGGAUUCCAGCCUUGUUGCACCUCCCACCCAAGAUGAGACUCCCAAUCGCGGCCCCCGUCCAACGCCAUAUAAAGCGAGUGGGGUGACGGAGUCCCAUAAUGCUGGGGGAGGGCGUAACAGGGGACGUCCGGGAAAAGCCAGGGAAAAUUGGCAGCUGAAAACGAAGCCCACAGCCAUGGCGACUGGCACCAAUGAAAGGGAGCCACCUGCUAAUUCGACCUGCCCUCAGUCCUGUAGUUGUAAGUUGAUAGGAACUAGACAAGGGCUUGGGGUUAACUGCGAGGGCAGGAAAAUAGAAAGCGUGGCUAAUCUCAAACCAAGACCCCUGAGUGCGCAUGAGUUAAAUCUGCGCGACAACAACAUUCAUACCAUCAAAAGGAACCAGCUCAGAGGAUACCAUAGCUUGAAUUUGCUUGAUUUGGGGGGGAAUAACAUUAAAAUGAUUGAAAAUGGCACUUUUCACAAUCUGACGGAGUUGAGGUGGCUCUACAUGGACAAGAAUUACUUGGAUACAUUAAUGGCGGAGAUGUUCAUCGGACUUCAGAACCUGGAGUAUCUCAGUUUGGAAUAUAAUGACAUCCAGCUCAUAAUGCCAGGCACCUUCAGCCCAAUGCCCAACUUGAGGGUGCUCUUUCUCAACAACAACCUGCUCAAAGCUCUACCCGUGGAUUCAUUUUUGGGGGUGUCUUUGUCUAAAAUAAGCUUGCAUAACAAUUAUUUUACAUAUCUCCCUGUAAUAGGUGUCUUAGAGCAGCUCAACUCCAUUAUCCAGAUUGAUUUGCAUGGGAAUCCCUGGGAUUGCUCAUGCAACAUUGUUCCCUUCAAAAAGUGGACAGACAAGCUUGGGGCAGACGUUAUUGUGAGCGAUCUCAAAUGUGAAUCUCCCGAGGAGUUCUGGAAGAGGGAUUUCCGGCGAAUCAGGAACGAUCUAAUGUGCCCUCAAUUCUAUGAGAAGAUCUCCCCCACCUCCCUGUCCAAAAACAGCACUUUCCCGGCAGAUACAGGGACACGGCCAAACUCCUACCUGGAGCCUAGCAGAGUGUCCAUUUCGGUGCUCGUGCCCGGUCUGCUCUUGGUUUUCGUGACGUCUGCCUUCACCGUGGUGGGAAUGCUGGUCUUUAUCCUGCGAAAUCGAAAGAGAUCGAAGCGGAGAGACGGCAACUCUUCUGCGUCAGAAAUCAAUUCUUUACAGACAGUAUGCGACUCAUCCUACUGGCACAGCGGAGCUUAUCAUGCAGACGGGCCAAACAGAGGUUACGAAUGUGGUGCCCACUCUCUCACUGACAAAUGAUGCUCAUGGAGACAUGAACAAGCAAAUGGAUGUACUGUGUUUUGUAUGUUGCAGUGACAAUGGAGGGCGACACACAAACAUUAGACCUCAGACUCGCCUCUGUGGGGAAAAAAAAUAGCCUAUUUUUGUUGCUUCAGUUGAGUAUUGCAUCCAUGAAACACUGCGAUGGGGCCCCCACUGUAAUAUAUGUAUAGAACCUCUCUCUCUUUCUUUCUCCUCCCAGUUCAGACUGCAAAACACGCUCAAAAGAGGACGUGGGAACAGUGCACGAACGCAUGAAUGUAAUGUAAAUAAUGGACUGUAACAUAUCUGCAUGAUUCGCAUGGUCUCAACACACACUGAGAACCAUUAACAUAGUAUCAAGGAAGCCAACGCGACCCUUCUUUCGUGUUAUCAGUAUAUAUAUAAAUAUAUAAAUAUAUAAAUAUAAAACUAUAUAUGACUAUAU